Molecule: messenger RNA, 4153 nt
Organism: Mya arenaria
Lineage: Eukaryota; Metazoa; Mollusca; Bivalvia; Myida; Myidae
Product: deleted in malignant brain tumors 1 protein-like
Exons: 22
Coding region: 1-3660 (1219 amino acids)
Cellular component (GO): membrane
Source: RefSeq, a predicted model, not a curated record
AUGGUGUACAACGGCUCAGCAAGUUGGGAGUAUUUAAGUACUCCAAAUGAGGGGAUCUCGAUGAAUUACCUACACUGUGACGGCUCGGAGGAAGACCUCUUGUUCUGCAAGUCUGACCCUUGGCUAUCACACACAUGCCAUGUGCCAUACGCUAUUCGAAUUGAAUGUAAUACUCCUGUUGACAUUUAUCGCACAAGGAUAACUGAUCACGCCGUCGGAGGUGCUGGGAGCUACAGGUACAUGUGUGACCAAGGGUUUGGUCCCGAGGAGGCGUACGUGUAUUGCAGAACAGCAUAUCGUCCAACAUGGAAUGCAUUAAUACGGCAUGGUCAGUACGCCGGAUCCUCUCAACUGAUUCACGCGAACUGCAAUGGAUAUGAAACUGACAUAUCGGAGUGUUAUCUCUACAAUUCAUACUGUGGACAAUAUAGCAGUGUCAGAGUGGAUUGUUUAGAAACAGACAUCGAGCUGAUUGGAGGCCAUAACAAUCUGACCGGAACUAUCUUUGUGAAUGUGACUGAUACAUGGCGAUACAUCUGCGCUGAUGACUUUGGGCCAAAUGAGGCCAGGGUCGUGUGCAAAACUCUUAAUGGAACUGACGUCCCUGGCCAGAUAUCCCGCGAAUAUGUUGGCCAUUACGGAUUGGUGUCAGACUUACAAUGUACGGGCAGCGAGAAUGACGUGUCUUUGUGUACCUCAAACGUCGGAGAUUACUGCAACAGCGGAUACGCCGCCGCUGUGGAUUGUAACACGGUUCGUCUUGUUGGUGGAACUGAUUAUACGAACGGUCGUGUAGAAGUAUAUGACACCUUCAACCAGACGUGGGAAAACGUAUGCUACGAUCAUUUCAGCUACAACGACGCAAAAGUUAUUUGCCGACAACUAGAAUUCUACACUGGAGCAUUUAGGUACCGAUUAUAUAGAGCUUUUCCAAGACCAUCGAUAUACAGAAUGAAUUGCCAUGGUUAUGAGGAUGACCUAUCACAGUGUGCAAUCGACUGGAAUAAUGGACACUGCAGUUAUGAUGCUGAAGUGGAUUGCAGAGCUGCACAAGUGCGCCUGGUUGACGGUGAUCACUACCAUUCUGGGCGGGUUGAGGUUUACUACCAGAGCCAAUGGGGGACUGUGUGUCGACAAAACUUCGACCAUAAUGAUCUGAUGGUUGUGUGCAGGACACUGGGUUACUAUCGUGGAUACGGACGUGGAAAGAUAUACGAAGGGGUACCAGCUACCGGAGGAAACGUGGUUAUUGAAGACUUACAAUGUUUCGGAGGUGAAUCAAACGUAAAACAUUGUAAAUCCAAGGUCUGGCUGUCAAAUACGUGUGACCACUCCCAGGAUGUCAGUAUUGAUUGCAAUUAUGGAGACAUUCGACUUGUUGAUGGUGGCUAUGGCAGUGUCAGUGGACGACUCGAAGUGUUCUACAGCGGACAGUGGGGAACUGUUUGUAGUAGAGGUUUUGACAUCCGGGACGCACAGACAGUGUGUUAUAUCCUCGGUUACUAUGGAUCAACGACCUAUUACCGCUCGUAUUAUAUUGAGGGACGAGGCUAUGGAGCAAUUAUGAUAGAGGACCUCCAAUGUCGAGGUCGAGAGUGGAGUCUAGCUCAGUGUGAUUCCGGGCCUUGGUUGUCGAAUAAUUACUGUAGUCAUUACGAUGAUGUUGGCGUAGAUUGUUCAGGGCAAAUAUCGGCAAUGACAACAGAAGCUACUUCCACUUGGUCUCCAGAUACUUCUUCAAAUUCACCCAAUUGUGGAGGGUAUUUCAACGGUUGGUCGGGCUAUAUAGCCUCACCAAACUAUCCUUACCAUUACGACAACAACUUACGGUGUACGUACCAUCUAAGUGUUCCAAGCGGUCACCGUGUGUGUCUCUAUAUUGAGGACAUGAACCUUGAGACCUGUUGUGACCAUCUUCGGCUUUAUGAUGGGCCUUCUUCGUCGUAUCAGUUAAUAAGCAGCGUUACUUCAACAGCUGCUCCUGGAAUAAGCUGGAACGACACGGAGAUUUGCUCCACCGGACCUACAAUGACUGCAGUGUUCACUACGGACGGCUCUGUCACACCGACAGGGUUUAACGCUACUUAUUCUGCCUUUCUUCCUAAUUCAAAAGGUAUCCGCCUUGUCAACGGUCCCAACUAUUACUCCGGUCGGGUGGAGAUCUACCACAACGGGCGGUGGGGCACGGUAUGCGACGACAGAUUUGAUCAUAGAGACGUCAUGGUCAUCUGUAGGAUGCUUGGAUAUUACCAGGGGGAACAAUACGGUCGCCCAUACGGAAAUGCCCGCUUUGGAAGUGGAUCGGGAACUAUUUGGCUUGACGAACUCGGUUGCAACGGGUACGAGUCCGAUGUCCGGGACUGUUAUCACCAGGGUUGGGGCCUCCAUGACUGUAGUAGGAGCGAGGAUGCCGGUGUCGACUGUUAUGCCUACAACCCGGAAUACACGACCUCUGAUCCUUGGUGGUAUCAUACCUCAGAGUACACAACCUAUCAGCCCUGGUGGAUGACAACCUCAGGCUACACUGUGUACGAUGCGAUUCGUGUGAGCUGUAACGAGCAGGGCUGGGACAUCCAGGUGGACAUGAAUCGCCUACGGUUGGCUGCCCCCGGUGCCCUCUCCUCCGACAUUUACCUGGGAGAGAACUCAUGCACAGGCACAGAGGAAUGGGGCAUCCUGCACUUCCGCCAGGGACUCCGUCAAUGCCUUACUUCGGAGACGCAACGUUACAACGCGUUGGUUUACGCCAACGAGCUAGUGUACGCCGAGCACGACCCCGUCUACAGUUACAUUAUCCGCAAUUACAACUGGACGGUUGGGGUGGAGUGUGACGUCCAAAGAAACGAGACUUCUUCAGGGCACAUCCAUCACGACAACAACCAACACACGGUGGUUCCGGUCACGGGUGCAAGUCACUACGGCGUCAACAUGACAUUCUAUCGCGACGCCAACUUCCGGAUGCCGCUCCCCGGAAAUCCGCUGCACGUGCCUGUCGGCACGGACGUGUAUGUAAAGGUGUUCACGACGACGAGCGACUGGACCGUGAAGAUGCGCGUGCACUCCUGCUUCACGCGCCCCGCCAACAGCGCCUCAAACAACCUUGAAUACUUCCUCAUCAAAAAUGGGUGUGAGAUGGAUUCAAACACUCAUCUUAUCUCGCAGUCAGCACACGAGACUCGCUUCGUCUUCAAAGACUUUGAGUACACGAGCAGCCACGAGGGUAUUGACGUUGAGUGUGACACCACGUUUUGCAGUUCCCAUGACUACUCCCGCCAAUGCACACAGACGUGUAACCCAGUGAUAAGGCGGUCGGGGCACUUGCAUAUUCAAAAGGCAACAACAAAUAGUGACUAUGACAUCACAACUGAUGGUCAUGUCAGCAUUGUAAACGAUGACACUGUCGAUAGUCACGUCAGUCCUGUCAAUGAUGUCACCGCCGAUAUCCACGCAAGCCCUGUAAAUGAUGUCACAACAGAUAGUCACGACAGCCUUGUGAAUGACGUCACAAAUGAGAUUAGCAUUAAGCUAGUGAGUGACAUCAUAACUGAUACUGGUGAAAGUCAUGUCAGCUUUAUGAAUGACGUCACAACAGAUAGCCAUGUUAGCCCCAUUGCGGAUGUCCUGAUGACCCCUUCCGUUGAGUCGUCUGAUGAAAAUUAACCAGCAGUUGUUGUUGUUUUUUCCAGUGAUUGCUAUAAAUGCUAUUUCGAAUAGUACUAUAGUCGAGAUAUUGCAAUUGUUUAUAUACAAACAAACGAACAUGAAUAAUAUAUCCGAUAAGUUUAAUUUGUUACUAGAUUUUUGUUCAUAAAUCAGCAGAGAGUUUGUCGGACGGACAUACAAAUCAUACAUUUUGCAGGUUUUCUGUACACGAACCUGAAAUGAAAAUUCAUGAGUUAAUGUUACCUUUCGAAUAUCAAUAAUUGGUCUGCAAAUGUUCACUUUUCAAAGUUACUUAGUACUACUAAUGCUUUACGUUUAUGCAGCCAUACAAGAAAGAUUAUGAAAAAGCAGCGACUAUAUUGUUUUAUCCUUUGGGUAAUAAACAAACGGCAGAAACUGUAUCUUUAUAACAGUAUUAAACAUAUUUUUAAUAUUGAAAAAUCCAGCACUAUAUGGUGAAAUCUGAAAUAUUAAUUCAUGUUAUUACCAA